AUGCACCGUUUGGAUCGUGACUCCAGUGAGCUUGCACAGGGCGUGUACACGCCCUUCCAGCAGCAGUUGCUGCGCGCGGAGAAGCUCACGGAUGGCCGGGGCCGGGGCCUCGCGUCCGGGCGAUCCGUGCAGGCGCGGAGCACCAUUUGCGCGGCCCAGCCGCCUUUGUCGCUGCUCCAGUACAGCGACUCACGGAGUCUUUGCGAGGUUUGUUGCGUUUGCCGGCGCUUCUGCGGCAGCGCUGGCUCGGCCUUGUCAAAGGUGCUCCAGGCUGCAGACAUGGGCUCACUGCAGGACUACCUGCCCGACCCCCAGCUUGCCGCCGAGCUGGACGCUCCCCCAUGGCGCGUCCGAGACCGCGUGAGCUGCGAGCACUGCGACGUGGUCUUCUGCAGCGAGGAGUGCGCUGAGCGCGGGAGAACCGAGGGCUGGCACCGGGUGCUGUGUACGGACCUUUCCCCUCAGCAGCGGCAAGUUUGGAAGUGCUUCAAGCAGUACUCGGCCAAGUACCACGAGCAGUUCACCGCAGCUGCCCAGGUGAUCGCGGAGGUCAUCUCGCUGGUGAAGUAUAGCGACGUGGAGCUUUGGGAGGCCAUGGCCUACUUCAGCCGCUUCAUGAAGAUGUCUUGGCUGAACAUGCAGAAUUUGCCUUCACUGUCCAUGUGCCAGGCGGGCCCGGUGCGUGGAAAGCUGGCUGCGAUCGCCCAGGGACGCAAGCAGCAACGCCAGCAGGUGAUGUUGGCAUCGCUGGAGCUCCUGGUGGCGAUUUUGUGGGAGGAGCGCUGGUCCGAGCUGCUAUCGCUGGACUACUACUCCAACCUGGUGGGCCAAUUCUGCCUGUCCAACGUUUGGGUGCAGAUCGAGCACCCGUUGAACGAGCGCUUCCAAGAGAUCUGCGAGAACGAGGAGUUCAGCCAGAAGUAUGGGGGAUUGCUGCGAGCGUGUCAGGAGGCGCUUCAGAAGGUGAAGGCGGCUUCCUCGGACGACGAUGGGGCAGACCAGCCGGAGAAUCCGGAGACCACUGCGGUACACAAAGAAGCUGCAAGUGAGCCCUUCGCACUGCCCAGGUUUGAAGGCAGCGCCCUGUACCCGUGCGUGGCGCUUUCGAACCAUUCCUGCAUGCCCAACUUCACCAUGCGCUACCACGACGGAUGCCUGGCGGAUAUGGUAGCCCUCCGCGACAUCAAGGAGGGAGAAGAGCUGAACCUAGCCUACGUGUCGCCCUCCACACCGCUGCCAGAGCGCGUGGCCAGUCUCUGGAAGAGCUGGGGCUUCGUGUGCACCUGCCGCAGGUGCCAGGAUGAGGUGAUGAUGCGCGCGGUGCAGGCCCGCGAAGAACGCGCCGACGGCUACCCGCCGGAGCUGGGGGUGCAGCUGUCGGCGGCGGGGAUUGCGGCGGCCAUGGAGUUGGUGCGAGGGAAACAUGCGGAAGAGGAGGAAGACGAUGAUGAGGAAACCGAAAAUGGAAGUUCGGAUGAGGAGAGCAGCGAGGAGGAUGCCGGUGUGAGCAACGCCCGCAACUCCCCCUUCAGCGGCCCCUUCGGCAAGACGGCGCUGCCGGACAGCGUCAAAGGCAUCGAAGCGGCCAUGCGCGACAUGAUGGCGGACAUGGCAGACGAGAUAGAUGGGUAG
Molecule: messenger RNA, 1632 nt
Organism: Effrenium voratum
Lineage: Eukaryota; Dinophyceae; Suessiales; Symbiodiniaceae
Source: the annotation of a GenBank genome assembly